AUGUGCUCCCGAAGGCAGAGUCUGAGGCUGUGGUGGCUGCAGUAUCGAGAUCAGUUUUGCCCGACCAUCUGUAAGUCGCAUGGCUGCACUGCUGACGGCCUCUGCUGCCACAGCGAGUGCUUGGGCAACUGCUCUGAGCCCGACGACCCCACCAAGUGUGUGGCCUGCUGAAACUUCUACUUGGACGGCAGGUGCGUGGAGACCUGCCCGCCCCCGUACUAUCACUUCCAAGACUGGCGCUGCGUGAACUUCAGCUUCUGCCAGGACCUGCACAACACUUGCAAGAAUUCACGGAGGCAGGGCUGCCACCAGUACGUCAUUCACAACAACAAGUGCAUCCCCGAGUGUCCCUCUGGGUAUACGAUGAAUUCCAGCAACUUGAUGUGUACUCCAUGCCUGAGCCCCUGUCCCAAGGUCUGCCACCUCCUGGAAGGUGAGAAGACCAUUGACUCGGUGACAUCCGCCCAGGAGCUCCGAGGCUGCACGGUCAUCAACGGGAGCCUGAUCAUCAACAUUCGAGGGGGCAACAACCUGGCAGCUGAGCUAGAGGCCAACCUUGGACUCAUUGAAGAAAUUUCAGGAUAUCUGAAAAUCCGCCGGUCCUAUGCUCUUGUGUCACUUUCCUUCUUCCAGAAGUUACGUCUGAUUCGGGGAGAGACCUUGGAAAUUGGAAACUACUCUUUCUAUGCCUUGGACAACCAGAACCUAAGGCAGCUAUGGGACUGGAGCAAACACAACCUCACCAUCACUCAGGGGGAGCUCUUCUUCCACUAUAAUCCCAAACUCUGCUUGUCUGAAAUUCACAAGAUGGAGGAGGUUUCGGGAACCAAGGGGCGCCAGGAGAGGAACGACAUCGCCCUGAAGACCAACGGGGACCAGGCGUCCUGUGAAAAUGAAUUACUUACAUUUUCUCACAUUCGGACAUCUUCUGAUAAGAUCUUGCUGAAAUGGGAGCCGUAUUGGCCCCCUGACUUCCGAGACCUCUUGGGGUUCACGCUCUUCUAUAAAGAGGCGUAA
Messenger RNA from Diceros bicornis minor, 1017 nucleotides. Its product is annotated as insulin receptor-like. The record is from RefSeq and is a predicted model, not a curated record. Gene Ontology annotation, molecular function: protein binding. Lineage: Eukaryota; Metazoa; Chordata; Mammalia; Perissodactyla; Rhinocerotidae. The transcript is spliced from 6 exons.